AUGAAACUGGCAGUCAGCUGUGCAAUGAAUCAAAAUAGAAGCAUGCAGACACACGAUCUAUUUAUGAAGAAGGGAAUCCCGAUCAAGUCUUUUGGCACAAACCCUGUCAUAAAGCUCCCAGGAGAAACUGUGGAGAGGCCGAAUGUGUACAGCUUUGACAACACAUACCAGCAAAUCUACGACGAUCUGUGCAUGAAGAACGAAGAUUAUUAUAGAGAGUCUGGGAUUCUUUACUUGCUAGAGAGGAAUAUGAGGGUGAAGGAGAAGCCGGAGAACUUCUUCCAGAGAGACGAAGACUUCGAUCUAGUGAUAACUUGCGAGGAAAGAGUGUUUACCAGCAUAUUUGAGCAUUAUGUCGACAGUCCUUCUUGCACAAGGUUUUUCUUCAUGGUGAAUUUUGACAUCAAGGAUACGCCAUCGGAUGCAAUCACUGGGGCCCAGGAGAUACUUGAGUUUGUGGAGGAUGUUCUUUCUCUGGAGGAAGAGGGGCUGGAGUAUGCCGUGGAUGCUGCACUGAGGAGAUACUUUGAGAGAAAAGGAGCCAUGCUUCUGUUUACUGUUGUGAAUUUAUAG
Molecule: messenger RNA, 573 nt
Organism: Encephalitozoon hellem ATCC 50504
Lineage: Eukaryota; Fungi; Microsporidia; Unikaryonidae
Product: Ssu72-like RNA polymerase II-interacting protein
Exons: 1
Coding region: 1-573 (190 amino acids)
Biological process (GO): termination of RNA polymerase II transcription
Cellular component (GO): nucleus; mRNA cleavage and polyadenylation specificity factor complex
Molecular function (GO): RNA polymerase II CTD heptapeptide repeat phosphatase activity
Source: RefSeq, a predicted model, not a curated record